AUGUCUCGCCUUGAUUAUCGAUCAAAACAUAAUUGGUUGCGCCGUCUACCAACAGUGCGCAGUGGUUUAUUACUUCUUUGUAUCGAAGGCUCUGGCUUGUCAUUAUCAAUGUCUAAGAAAUUUAAGGAAACAAUCAUUCAGAUUAAUGAUCUUCAUAAAUAUCAUAUGAUUUGUUAUACAAGUACGUCGAAAUGUAUUCGCUAUUUAAAAGAAGCGCGAAUAUAUGAACGGAUUAUUAUUAUUAUGGUCAUUAAUAAAAUUGCUACAGAAAACAUUUCUCAAUUCGCUAAAUAUCAUCAAAUAAAGUCCAUUCUCGUGGUUUCUCCCGAUAAUAAUAACAAUGAAUAUACUCCAAGCGAAACUAUUGCAGAAACCUAUGUAUUCAGUGAUCAUGAAACAAUGUUUGCCAAGCUUCAAUUUCUAACAGACGAAGAUCAACAAGCUGUCGAAAAAAACAUCUUCAAUACAUUCAAUCCCGAUGGGAGAUCUCUGAGAGAUGUUCGUCAAUAUAUUGGUCCGUUUGUAUGGAGCCAUGCAUACAUAGCUAUUAUCAUGUCAAUGUCUUGUAAUACGCAGUGCGCUAAGCGACAAAUGCUCGCCGAGUUUCGAAGGCAUCCAGCUUAUUGUAAAAAUAAUGCUCAAUUAGCGAAAAUCUCUGAGUUCGAACGCAACUACCGUUCUGCGGAUGCUAUUCGCUGGUAUACAAAGGACUCAUUUUUACACACCAUGAUUAAUGAAGCUUUGCGUACUGAAGAUCCUCGAGUUUUAUAUAUUUAUCGCUUCUAUAUUAGUGACCUUUGUAAACGUCUCGAAGAAACUUCUGCACUGAAUAGAGGAUGUCAAAAAUCAUCGUUUCGUGUUUAUCGCGGCACUACCAUUGAUCGAGAUGAGAUCGAAAAGUUUUGUGUUGGCAUGUUGGUUGGAAGCAACGGAUUUUUGUCAUCAUCACGUAGUUCAGAGGUUGCAAAAAUGUUUAUGGGUCUUGAUCAAAUUACUGGGAUGUCCCCAUCUCAAAGUCAGACCAACAAACAACAAUAUGUGUUAUUUGAGAUCGUUAUUGAUCCGGAUCAGACAAUUGAUCUCAUGAUGGCUGAUGUUUCGGAGCAGAGCAACUAUCCAGAAGAGCAAGAAGUACUGUUCGGGCUUGGCACCACUUUUAUAAUUAAGCAAAUUAAGCAUGAUAACCAACAUAAUGUGUGGCAUGUUGAAAUGACUGGGUCUUCGGAAAUGGGUGAACUCAAAAAAGAACAUACAAAACAUGUCGAGAAUGGUCUUCGUUAUUAUGAUGCCACAACAUUGUUUGGCGUCUUUUUGAGUGGAGUGUCGAGUAAUUACCCGGUGGCAAUAAACUAUUUGCAAAGCCGUCUACGUAACAUGACAUUCAACGAUCCAUAUCGUGCAAGUAUUUACUAUUCCUUAGCGCGUGUCUAUCGUCAUCUAGGUAAACUUCAACAUUCUAUUGAGUACUUUCGUCGUGCUAUGCUGCUCCGAAAACGAUCACUUCCACAGUCAUGUUAUGCCUACGCUGACACUCUAGCUGAUCUUGCAGUUACUUAUUCGCAGGUGAACAACACAGCGAAGGCUGUGAGUCUUCACGAACAGGCUAUAACUCUAUUUCGUAGAAUUUUGCCACCCAAUCAUAUUGAUAUGCCUCUGUAUUACACUCAACUCGCUUACUCCUACUGGCAAGAAAAACAGUACGAGAAGGCACAUAGCCUGCUUUUGGCUGCAUUAUCAAUUCUUAAAGAAGAUAAGACUUCUAAGUUUUCUGGUAUUACUUUCACAAUGCAUACAAUGGGUCUAGUGAAAUAUGCAAUGAGCCAGCGAGAAGCGGCAGUCAGUUAUUUGAAGGAAGCACUCGAGCUACGUCGAAAAUUCUAUGCUGAUGACCAUCCUAGCGUUGCUCAAGCAUGCUACAGUUUGGCUCUCAUUUAUAUGGAUAACGGUGAUAAACAAGUGGCACUAGAUUACGCUCAAACAGCACUGACUAUUUAUCAAACGAAACUACCAAAAGACCAUAGUGAUUUGAAAAAAUCAACUGAGCUUGUCGAACGAAUUUUGUCAUCUUGA
This is a messenger RNA of Rotaria socialis, 2070 nucleotides long. NCBI's taxonomy places the organism in Eukaryota, Metazoa, Rotifera, Eurotatoria, Philodinida, Philodinidae. The record is from the annotation of a GenBank genome assembly.